Messenger RNA from Trichechus manatus latirostris (Florida manatee), 1118 nucleotides. RefSeq names its product cyclin dependent kinase 2 associated protein 1 (gene CDK2AP1). The record is from RefSeq and is a predicted model, not a curated record. Bases 30 to 293 code for a protein of 87 amino acids. Lineage: Eukaryota; Metazoa; Chordata; Mammalia; Sirenia; Trichechidae. Gene Ontology annotation, cellular component: nucleus; cytoplasm. The transcript has 3 exons.
CUGGGGGUGUCCACUCUCCUUCCACCAGUAUGGCGACGUCCUCCCAGUACCGCCAGCUGCUGAGCGACUACGGGCCGCCGUCCCUCGGAUACACCCAGGGAACUGGGAACAGUCAGGUGCCCCAGAGCAAAUAUGCUGAGCUACUGGCCAUCAUUGAAGAGCUGGGGAAAGAGAUCAGACCCACCUACGCAGGAAGCAAGAGCGCAAUGGAGAGGCUGAAGCGAGGCAUCAUUCACGCCAGAGGACUGGUCCGGGAGUGCUUGGCUGAGACGGAGCGGAACGCCAGAUCCUAGCCACCUUGUUAGCUUUGAAGGUUUUCCAUCUUUUUUUUCCAAGAUGAGAAGUUACAGCUCAUCUCCCGUUUUCUUUGUUUUCAAAGUGGUAAUUCCUUUUUUUUUCCUCCCCUUUUCCCUUCCGUGGUUCACUUGGCUGUGAACCUGCAGUCUCUAAGGUUGAGAAGAGAUUUGGCAGUUGAUUAGGAUUUGCAUUUUCAGUAGUUAGGAAUGACCCAGUGUUUUUGGUUGGUUUUUGUUUUCCUGUUUUUUUAAGCAUCAAUUUAAAAACUACACGGAAAGUUACCUAUCUUCUGCCUCCAAGAUCCCAGGACCUCACCUUGCUCUUCUGUUUUGAAUACAUUUGUUACCCCAGUUGUUCUGCGUCCCUUUUCAUAAGCUCAUACAACUUUGAGGAUUGGUUUUUAAUGAAUACUGACAACACGCUUUUGUAGGAGCUGCUCCCAGCGCGCCAUCCAGCGUAGAUCCUGCUUCACUUAACUUUUUUGCUUAAGCAUUUGCAUGACUUUUAGUGCUUUGAAGUCAGUUUAAAAAAUGCACAAGUUCUAAAUACAGAAGAAAGAGCAACUGACCAAACCUAACAAGGGCCCCCGAGAAACUUCAUAUUAAGACUGUGUGUAGAUUUCAGUUUUGUAAGUUGAUCACAACAUUGGGAAAAAAAAAGGACUCUGAAACUGUUUGCAUCUUUGUAUGUAUUUAUUACUUGAUGUAAUAAAGCUUAUUUUCAUUAACAGUUUGUAUGGAAAUGUGGGUUCCUUGAAUUUAAAUUCAAAGUCAGUGAGGUGUGUGGGAAUACACAUCGAAGGGGAUUUUCCCACCUGGCCC